Messenger RNA from Malassezia sympodialis ATCC 42132, 2754 nucleotides. It is a transcript of the gene PRP6, whose product is annotated as U4/U6-U5 snRNP complex subunit PRP6. Gene Ontology annotation, molecular function: protein binding. Gene Ontology annotation, biological process: spliceosomal tri-snRNP complex assembly; mRNA splicing, via spliceosome. NCBI's taxonomy places the organism in Eukaryota, Fungi, Basidiomycota, Malasseziomycetes, Malasseziales, Malasseziaceae. The record is from RefSeq and is a predicted model, not a curated record. Gene Ontology annotation, cellular component: U4/U6 x U5 tri-snRNP complex; catalytic step 2 spliceosome.
AUGGCGAGCAGUACGCCGAAUAAGUUGGCGUUCCUGUCUAUGCAGGCGCCAGCAGGCUACGUUGCAGGUCUAGGUCGUGGUGCAACUGGCUUUACAACACGGUCUGACAUUGGUCCUGCUCGCGAAGGCCCAUCUUCCGAAGUUAUUGCCGCUGCACGAGCGCGACGUGGCGAGGACGACGACGACGAUAAUGAGAGGUUUCAAGACCCUGAGGAGGAGACAGCGCUUUUUGCCACUUCUGUAUAUGAAAAGGAUGAUGAAGAGGCUGACAAGAUUUGGGAAAAUGUGGAUCGGCACAUGGACGAGCGCCGCCGGAAACAGCGCGAAGCGCGAGAGGCCGAGGAGCGCGAAGCAUUGCGACAGUCGCAGCCCAAAAUCCAGGCACAGUUUGCGGACCUGAAGCGCAACCUGUCGACAGUGAGCGAGGAAGAGUGGGCAUCGCUGCCGGAGCCGGGUAACCUGACCGGCAAGCGGCGCAAAGCGGCAUCGCUGCGCGAGGGGCGCGAUAACCGCACGUAUGCGAUGCCUGACAGUGUGAUUAUGUCUGCACGCAACCAGAAUGAGAUGCAGACCACGGCUGCUGACGCAGACGGCACAGUCAGCUCGCUUACAGAGAUUGGCGAGGCGCGAAAUAAGGUGUUUUCGCACCAGCUCGACCAGGCAUCAUCGCAAAGUGCGAUUGCGGCGUCGGGUCUCUCUUCGACCAUCGACCCGAAAGGCUAUUUGACUGAGUUAUCGGGUGUAUCUGUCAAGUCGAGUGCAGAGAUUGGCGAUAUCAAGAAAGCCCGCAGCCUGUUGGACUCGGUUAUCCGAACGAACCCGAAGCACGCACCCGGCUGGAUCGCAGCAGCGCGACUAGAGGAGGUUGCAGGAAAGAUGGCGGUAGCCCGUAAAGUGAUUGCACAGGGGUGCGAGCAGUGCCCGAGGAGCGAAGAUGUGUGGCUCGAGAGUGCGCGGCUCAACACGGUCGAACACGCCAAGGUCAUCCUAGCCCGUGCCAUCCAGCACCUGAGCCAAUCAGUCAGCAUCUGGCUCAAAGCCAUGGAGCUAGAGCGCGAUGUUGAAAGCAAGAAGCGUGUGCUGCGGAAGGCACUUGAGCAUAUCCCCCACUCAGUGAAGCUGUGGAAGGAGCUGGUAAACUUGGAAGAAAGCCCACAGGAUGCUCGAGUGCUUCUAGCCGGCGCCGUCGAGGCAGUGCCACUAAGCGUAGAGCUUUGGCUCGCGCUCGCGCGGCUUUCGGUCCCGGCGGAGGCAAAGAGCGUUCUGAAUCGUGCUCGGCGCACCAUCCCCACUUCGCAUGAGAUUUGGAUCGCUGCUGCGCGACUGCUUGAGGAAGACAAGGAAGAGGGCACUGCAAACCGUGUGGAUCGCACAAUGGCCGCUGCGGUAGCCUCUCUUUCCAAGGCGGGAGCGGUGCUCAGCCGCGACCAGUGGCUGCGCGAGGCCGAACAGGCCGACAAGGAGGGCAGCCCUCAGACGUGUGCGGCCAUUGUCAAGGCUACAAUCCACCUGGACCUCGAUGCAGAGGACCGGCGGCGCGUGUGGGCCGAGGACGCCCAAGCGUGUGUCGAGCAUGGGCGCAUCGCUACAGGCCGGGCUAUCCUGCAGUGUGCGCUGGACGAGUUUCCUGACGCGCUCGAAAUCUGGCGGCAGGCCGCCACCCUCGAGCGUGUGCAUGGAACGAGUGCCUCGUUACAGGCAUUGCUUGAGCGCGGCGUACAGCAUUGCCCUCAUGCCGAGUCGCUCUGGCUACUGUAUGCAGACGAUCUGCAGAGGAUCGAUGAUGUGGAUGGCGCGCGUACCGUGCUCAGCCGUGCUUUCGAUGCAAACAUUGGCUCUGAAACUAUCUCGCUCGCUGCUGCAAAGUUGGAGGCAGAUGUGGGCGAGUUGGACCGUGCUGGCGCCCUGCUUGCUCGUGCGCGCACCGAUGUGCCCACCGAACGUGUGUGGGCCACAAGCAUUGAGCUGUACUGGCGGCAAAAGCUGUGGGACGAGGCGCUGCGUCUAUGCCUGCAGGCAUUACAACUAUUCCCGAAAUCUGCCGCACUACAUAUUAUGCAUGGUCGGUUGUAUGAAGCCCAAGCGCAAGUGUCACAGGCGCGCGAGGCCUAUGCGACCGGCCGCCAGGCGUGCGCGAACCAUACACAGCUCUGGGUGCUGGCCAGCCGGCUGGAGGAGUCUGUGCAGGCAUCGAUUCGCGCACGUGCGCUGCUUGAGAAGGGGCGCCAAGCGCUCGGCACCAGCGACGUGCUGUGGGCUGAAUCUGCCGCGGUCGAGUUGCGGACAGGCAACACAGUGCAGGCCAAGACACUCCUGAGCCGUGGCUUACAAGCAUGCCCAACAAGCGGCCUGCUCAUGAGUGCGUCCAUAUGGCUCGAGCCGCGCCCGUCACGCAAGACUCGUGCGGCCGAGGCGCUGCGUCGUUCCGGUGAUAGCCCUUACGUUAUCUGCACAGUGGCGCGCCUCUUCUGGGACGACGGAAAGCACGUACAGGCACGCGACUGGUUCGCGAAAACGGUGCAGGCGGCGCGCAUGUGGGGCGACGGAUGGGCAUGGUGGUACGCAUUCGAAGAGACACAGGCGGAUGGUGAAGCGCAGCGCCCCCAACUGCUUGAGAAAAUCGACAAGGUCCAGCCGAAGGAAGGGGACGUGUGGGAGACGCUGCGCGCGAUGCCCGAGCAUGCGAGCAAGCCCGCAAGUACGCUUCUCCCACUCGCUGCACGCGAGGUAAUGGCACGCACGACGGCUACCUAG